AUGAACAAGGAACAGCAAAAAGUGACGCAGAAUGCACAUCGAAGCCAAGGCUCGGACCUGUCGAAUUUCAUCAUCCGGCAGCAUCCAGCAGGGGACAGGUACAUCAUCACGGCCAAGAGCGAGACUACUGAGAAAUGCUUCACCCCCGGGAGUGUUCGGUCAGUCCAGAGCACCCCCGGGCGCUUGCCCUCGAACCUGUCGAGCUCCCGGAGGUCGGAUGCUAGUCAGGAUGACUAUCUUGAGUACUACUCCAUCUGGCGAGACAUCGCGACCUCCAAGACUGAGAAGGAGGCAGAGCGCCUGAUCAUGCACGCGAUCCAGACGAGCCCGAUGUCUAGAUAUGUGCAGUCAGAUAUGAUACAUCGAAGGUCCGAAUCGACGAAGAUCACGAAGCCGCCGAAGAAAAUCGUGACGAUGCAAGACAAGAGGAAGCAGAAGCUUGAGAAGAUGAAGAAGGUCUGGAGGGUUGAGGAUCGAGGAGCGCAGAUCAACAACAGUCUGAGCACAGAAGAAUUCUUGUCACGUUCUGACUUGCGUUCACGAGACUCCGUGCGAAAUAAGCAGAUUUCUUCGAGGGCCUCCAAGCAUUCCAGUCAUCGCUCAAGAGAGAUCGAGGACCUUGACAGCAGCGCGUUGAGCUCGAGUCGCAGCGGAAGCAGAGCUAGCAGGAUACCGAGAGGAAAUCAUCCCUCUGAACCUGUUGUUCCAUUGCUCUCUCGAGAUGGAAAGAAAAUGGCAGACAAGGCAAAGAAAGCUCUUGAGAGCAUCGGCAUAUGCAGGCCUCCAACAAGCCGACUCAGCACUCAGGGCUCUCAAGGAGAUCAAUCGUUGCACGGUGAACAAUCUUUGCACGAAGACCAUGGGGCCGGGUUAGCCAGAAGUGAACUGCUCAUCCUGACUGCAGAAGGGCAUCCACAGCACCGAAACGAUACCCUCCACGCAGAUCCGCAUGUGGAUGCGUCGCCCGUUGAGACUUCCGUGUCUUCGGAACAGUCUUUCAGUGAUGGCAGGACUUGGAGGCUCACCGGGCAUGUAACGCACCUAGAAACCUCUUGGGAGGAGACGCCAAGGGGCAAUGUUGACCCCUCGACCAAACCGCGAACAAGCAACAUGUCACCUGCAGACAGCGAGAUGUGGGAGAAAGAGUUGGACGAGCUCUUGGAAUGGACUGAUCAGCUCUGCAGCUUGUAA
This is a messenger RNA of Guillardia theta CCMP2712, 1191 nucleotides long. RefSeq lists its product as hypothetical. Bases 1 to 1191 code for a protein of 396 amino acids. The transcript is spliced from 8 exons. NCBI's taxonomy places the organism in Eukaryota, Cryptophyceae, Pyrenomonadales, Geminigeraceae. The record is from RefSeq and is a predicted model, not a curated record.